AAGGUUAAGGGCAUAGAAUUAUAAAUACGCCUAGUUAAGCGGCAUGAGACAGAUAACAGGUAUCACACAAUUGAGGUAACACGAUGAUAUAGCGGUAGGUAUAUAAGUGUAUAUACGGUAGGUGAAAGGCUUUGCUUAGAGUGUGUCCAAGUGCAUCAGUUGUAUUGAAUUGAACAAUGGUAAAACAACGGGAUCCCGAGGAGUUUCCUUACAAGAUUCAGGAUGUGGAAGCAGCUCUCGCGGCAGAACUCAUGGUACCUUACACAGGCGAGCGGACGGGAUUUGUUCGGGUUGGACCCAAGGGUUACUUCUUUCCCCACAAGUACAAGCAAUGCGCUGCCAGCUUUUACAAUUUGCCGAUUCGACCGGGGGACAUCUUCGUCAACACUUUCCCAAGGUCGGGGACGACAUGGGCACAAGAGUUGAUAUGGCUGCUGAAAAACAAUUGCGAUUUUGAAAAGGCUUUGGAAAUUCCACUCAAUAUGAGAUUUCCAUUUUUGGACUUUUCAAUGUUAAUUCAUCCAGAACUGGCGAGACAAAUGUACGAAGAAAACAAAGGUAAUGAAGAGAAAAUGCAUAUUGUCAAUCUCUCCACCAUGCCCGGUGACGAAAAAGUUAACAACAUGCCUUCACCACGUUUCAUAAAGAGUCAUAUCCCGAUGUCUCUCCUCCCACCCACUCUGCUAGAUAAAGCUAAAGUGGUGUACGUGGCUAGAGAUCCCAGGGACUUGGUGGUAUCCGUGUUCCAUCUGUGCAAAAUGCACAGGAUUCAUGGUGCUCCGGAUAGCUUCAAAGAGUUUUGGAACUACUUUAUUAAAGACCAACAUUACUAUUGCCCAUUAUUCGAGCACGUCAAAGAAGCAUGGAAUCUGAGGCAUCAUCCGAACAUGUUGUUCAUAUUCUACGAGGAGCUAUACGAGAACCUACCCUUUACGAUACAACGGGUAAGCAGUUUCCUGGGAACUGCCCAGUGCACGCCGCAGCAGGUCGAGCGACUCUGCGACCACCUCAGCUUCGCCAACUUCAAGAACAACAAGGCCGUCAACCACUCGCUACUCAGCAAGAUCAACUUCAUUAAUAGCGGGCAUUGCUUUAUUAGAAAAGGCAAAAUGGGCGGCUGGCGCGAUUAUUUCGACUCAGAGAUGAUAGAGCAAGCAAAAAAUUGGUUUACCGAGAAUCUUCGCGACACCGACUUGACCUAUCCUUCUAUGAAGACCGCGACUAUGGUGAAACAACGGGAUCCCGAGAAGUUUCCUUACGAGAUUGAGGAUGUGGAAGCGGCUCUCGCGGCUGAACUCAUGGUACCUUACUCAGGCGAGCGGACGGGAUUUGUUCGGGUUGGACCCAAGGGUUACUUCUUUCCCCACAAGUACAAGCAAUGUGCUGCCAGCUUUUAUAAUUUGCCGAUUCGACCGGGGGACAUCUUCGUUAACUCUUACCCAAGGUCGGGGACGACAUGGGCACAAGAGUUGAUAUGGCUGCUGAAAAACAAUUGCGAUUUUGAAAAGGCUUUGGAAAUUCCACUCAAUAUAAGAUUUCCAUAUUUGGACUUUUCAAUGGUAAUUCAUCCAGAAAUGAUGAGACAAAUGUACGAAGAGAACAAAGGUGAUGAAGAGAAAAUGCAUAUUGUCAAUCUCUCCACCAUGCCCGGUGACGAAAAAGUUAACAACAUGCCUUCACCACGUUUCAUAAAGAGUCAUAUCCCGCUGUCCCUCCUCCCACCCACUCUGCUAGAUAAGGCUAAAGUGGUGUACGUGGCAAGAGACCCCAGGGACUUGGUGGUAUCGAUGUACCAUCUGUGCAAAAUGCACAGGGUUCUUGGUGCUCCGGAUAGCUUCAAAGAGUUUUGGAACUACUUUAUUAAAGAUCAAUGUUACUUUUGCCCAUUAUUCGAGCACGUUAAAGAAGCAUGGAAUCUGAGGCAUCAUCCGAACAUGUUGUUCAUAUUCUACGAGGAGCUAUACGAGAACCUACCCUUUAUGAUACAACGGGUGAGCAGUUUCCUGGGAACUGCCCAGUGCACGCCGCAGCAGGUCGAGCGACUCUGCGACCACCUCAGCUUCGCCAACUUCAAGAACAACAAGGCCGUCAACCACUCGCUACUCGGCAAGAUCAACUUCAUUAAUAGCGAAAAUUGCUUUAUUAGAAAAGGCAAAAUGGGCGGUUGGCGCGAUUAUUUCGACUCAGAGAUGAUAGAGCAAGCAAAAAAUUGGUUUACCGAGAAUCUUCGCGACACCGACUUGGCCUAUCCUUCUAUGAAGACCGCGACUUCUCAAUAAAUGAAUACCUAUAUUUAAGUACCCACCUAGUUAUUUUAUAGCUUAGCUCCCAUGUUUAGCUUACUUUAAGCCAGGCGAUAACAGUAGAUGCUGAGUGCUGAGUACUACCACUGAUAUAAUUCGCAUCGGCAAAAUUCGUUACCACAGAAAAGCGCAGCCUAAUACCGACUAAAACCGAAUGUACAGCAAUGAAAUACAGACCUUAUUGCUUGGCGUUAAGAUUUUAAACACAAGAACAACAGAGACUCAUGCUAUCUCGCUCAUAAUUCGUGCGUACAAAACCACCAACAUACAAUAGCGGCUGUCCGCUAUUGGAUGUUGGUUGUUGCUUACGCGCGCUAUGAUUGGCUGAGAUAUUUUCUCGCCAUUCAAAAAUAAGAUUUCUGCGCAUACAUCGGCGUAACUUAUAAGAGUGGUAGUACUGUAGCAAGAUAUAAGGAGAUAAUUACAUAAUAAAUAUUAAUUAAA
Messenger RNA from Maniola jurtina (meadow brown), 2747 nucleotides. RefSeq lists its product as uncharacterized. The record is from RefSeq and is a predicted model, not a curated record. The coding region runs from base 177 to 2279 and encodes 700 amino acids. The transcript has 15 exons. Lineage: Eukaryota; Metazoa; Arthropoda; Insecta; Lepidoptera; Nymphalidae. Gene Ontology annotation, molecular function: sulfotransferase activity. Gene Ontology annotation, biological process: sulfation. Gene Ontology annotation, cellular component: cytoplasm.